Messenger RNA from Porites lobata, 885 nucleotides. NCBI's taxonomy places the organism in Eukaryota, Metazoa, Cnidaria, Anthozoa, Scleractinia, Poritidae. The record is from the annotation of a GenBank genome assembly.
AUGCCAUUGUCUUCAUCUGAGUGCAUCACCUGGUUUGCUGUAACCCUUACCGUGUGUGUUGCUAUAGUAACAGUGAACCUUCUAUCAAUCAUUCUUUUUAUAAAAAACCGCAGUCUUCGCACUCGUGCCAUGUACCUAGUUAUAAACCUGACCAUAGCUGAUAUGUUUGUCGGAGGAUUUGCUCACUUUAAUCUAAUUGUACUCUACUCACUAUACUCAUGCGACAUUGUGGAAAUGAACGUGAGCCUGGAAAUGGCUGUGAUAAUUUUCUUUCUCUACCUCUGGUUUCCUCUGACCUCUCUAACAAACAUUGCAGUGAUUUCAUUAGAUCGGAUGCAUGCAACAAUUCGUCCCUUCAGGCAUCGCCUCAUCAAAAAGUGGGUCUACGGGGUAACAAUUGCUGGUGUCUGGGUUUUAGCUGCAAUGGUAUCAACUGCUUCUUUUAUACUUGGGGUAUAUGGGAAGAAAUUAUGGUUGUAUCUAUGGCAAUCAUACUGUUGUUUGUGUCUUUUAGUUAUCUGUGUUUCUUACUCUUCUAUUGUUGUUAAAUUUUUGUGUGGAGCGCAUCCUCAGCACCAUGGUGCAGCCAACAGACAAAGGAAACUGACCGUAACAUUAUUCAUAAUGACUAUCGUAUCCUUACUGAUGUGGCUACCAUAUGCGGUUUACAUUUUUCUUUACUUUCAAACUAGUAUCACGAAAGUCCUUUCUUUCCAGGAAUUUUUACGUUUGCGGUUUUCUUUAUCCAUUCUAUAUUUUAUGAACUCGCUUGUUAAUCCCAUCGUUUACACAAUCAGAAUGCCAGAGUUUAGGAAAGCUCUCCUGUUGUUAUUUAAAUGUCAACGAAGACAAAUUACCCCAGAUAUCACUCUUCAUGCGCUUUAA